GCAACGAAGAAGAAAACAGUGUUGCUCCUAGCAUGUCAAAGCAUCUGUGUAUUUUAAAAACUAAAUCCUAAUUACCUGCAUGGCAGUCUGGUUAUCUGUUGUUGAGAAGCCAUGUUGAAGUUUAAAUACGUGAGUCAGGGAAACCUGAGGACGCUGCAGUCCUCUGCGGACCCCAUCACCAUCCGCAGCUCGAGACUCAACCAGGUGUUUCAGGGCCGAGUCAGCCUGUACGGGCAGCAGGGAGGGUGCACUUUAGGCCGGGAAGACUUCCUGGAGGCUCUGCUGCUACUGUACGAGGAGUGCAUCUCCCCAGAGCUUAUGAAGAUACACCAUGUGGCCAAUUUUGUCAAUAAGUUUUCUGAAGUGGUCUCAGAACUACGGGCUAUGCAGCCAGACGUUAAUGACUUUGAGCUGCGUGCGGUGGUGGGUCGUGGUUGCUUCAGCGAAGUCCAAGUAGUCCGCGAGAAGGCCACUGGGGAUGUUUGUGCACUGAAAGUCAUGGAUAAGACAGUUUUACGCAUGCAAGAAAAUGUGGUUUUUCAUGAGGAGGAGCGGAGGAUCUUGGCUCUGAACAGCAGUCCCUGGAUCCCUCAGCUUCUCUACGCCUUCCAGGAUAAAGAACAUGUCUACCUGGCGAUGGAGUACUUGCCAGGCGGUGACCUGAUGUCCCUGCUAAACCGAUACGAGGAUCAGUUUGAUGAGUCCAUGGCUCAGUUCUAUUUGGCUGAGCUGGUAGAGGCCAUUCAUGCUGUCCACCAGCUGGGAUAUGUCCACAGAGACGUCAAACCAGAGAACGUUCUCAUCGAUCGGACUGGUCACAUUAAGCUGGCAGACUUUGGAUCAGCUGCCAGGCUGACUGCAAACAAAACAGUGGCAGUUCCAACAAUGACUGUUGGGACCCAGGACUACCUCUCCCCCGAGGUCCUGGCGGCCAUGAAUGGGGGCUCUCACAGCACCUACGGGGUCGAGUGCGACUGGUGGUCCCUUGGAGUCAUGGCGUAUGAGAUGAUCUACGCCAGGUCGCCUUUUUCUGGUGGUAGUUCCACAAAGACGAUCAACAACAUCCUCAACUUUCAGCGUUUCCUUAAGUUUCCAGAGGAGCCGCGGGCCAGUAAGCAGUUUGUAGACCUGCUGCAGAGCUUGCUCUGUGGAGCCAAAGAGAGACUGGGUUUCCAGGGACUCCGCUGUCACUCUUUCUUCUCCAGUGUAGACUGGAACCACUUAAGACAAGUUCUCCCGCCUUUCGUUCCUGCGUUGCACGCUGAAGAUGACACCUCUAAUUUUGAGGAGCCGGAGCAGGCAGCCCCCCGGCCAGCCUCAGCAGCCCAGCGUGGAGCUCUGCCAGUGGGCUUCCAGGGCCAGGAUCUGCCCUUUCUAGGCUGGUUCUUCAGCAGAGCGUUGACAACAUUGGCCAAAACUGAGUCAGUGUCUGCAGGCCUCAACUCUCCUGCCAAGACCAACUCUAUGGAAAAGAAGCUGCAUCUUAAAAGCAGAGAAUUACAAGAAACUCAAGACAAAUGUCACAAGAUGGAGCAGGAGAUCUCCAGGUUCCAGCGUAAAAUGACUGACCUGGAGUCAGUGCUCCACCAGAAGGAUGUGGAGCUGAAGGCAUCCGAGACUCAGAGGGGCAUUCUGGAGCAAGACCUCGCCACCUACAUUACCGAAUGCAGUAGCCUAAAGCGAAGCCUUGAGGAGGCACGCGUGGAGGUCUCCAGAGAGGAUGACAAGGCCUUGCAGCUGCUGCACGACAUCCGGGAACAGAGCAACAAGCUGCAGGAAAUUAAAGAGCAAGAGUACCAUGCUCAGCUGGAGGAGAUGCAGGUCACCAUCAGGCAGCUGGAGGAGGACCUGUCUGCUGCCCGGCGCCGCAGCGACCUGUACGAAUCUGAACUUAGAGACUCCAGGCAAACAAGUGAGGAACUCAAGAAGAAAGCUGUGGAAUACCAGCAGAGAAUCCAGAAGGCUAAAGAGCAGGGUAAAGCCGAUGUGGAGGAGCUUCUCUCCAAACUAGAGAAGACCAAUUCUGAGCAGCAGGUGAAAAUCCAGGAGCUCCAGGACAAACUGUCCAAGGCAGUGAAAGCGAGCACAGAAGCCACUGAGCUGCUGCAGAAUGUUCGGCAGGCCAAAGAGCGGCUGGAACGAGACCUGGAGCGUCUGCGAGGCAAAACCGACUCUAGUGACACUUUAAAACGCCGCCUGAGAGAGACUGAGCAGGAGGGCAGGAAGACCCUGGAGAACCAGGUAAAGAGGCUGGAGAUGGUUGAGCGGCGGGAGAAUAAGCUGAAAGAUGACAUUCAGACCAAAUCCCACCAGAUCCAACAGAUGGCUGAAAAGAUCCUGGAGCUGGAGGAGAACCUGAGGGAUGCCCAGUCUACAGCCCAGAGGAUGGAAACCCAACUGGUUCAAAAGGAGAAGCUUUUUGAAGAUAAGAUCAAGGUUCUGGAGGCCCAAAUGAAGGAGGACCUAGCUGACAAGGAGAGCCUCGAGGCCCGGAAAGCCCAGCAGGAGGAAGAGUCGAGGGAGAAUUGCAAACUUAUCAGUGAACAGAAAGCAACCAUUAAUGCUAUGGAUUCCAAGAUGAAGAACCUGGAGCAGCGCAUCUCUGAGCUGUCAGAGGCUAACAAGCUGGCCGCUAACAGCAGUAUCUACACCCAGAAGAAUAUGAAAGCCCAGGAGGAGAUGAUCUCAGAGCUUCGGCAGCAAAAGUUCUAUUUGGAGUCUCAGGCAGGCAAGCUGGAGGCCCAAAACGCCAAACUGGAGGAGCACCUGGAGAAGAUGAGUCAGCAGGAGCAGACCAAAAGGACCCGGCUGCUGGAGCUUGAGAGCAGGCUGCGGGAGAUGGGCCUAGAACAUGAAGAAGAGAAGAUGGAGAUCAAGAGACAGGUGUCAGAGUUGACCCUCUCCCUGCAGGAGCGCGAGUCCCAGAUAAGCAGCCUGCAGGCUGCACGUCUGGCCCUAGAGAGCCAGCUGCAACAAGCAAAGACUGAGCUUGAGGAGACCACCGCUGAGGCUGAGGAGGAGAUCACCGCCCUCAGGAAUCACAGAGAUGAAAUUCAGCGAAAGUUUGAUGCCUUGAGAGACAGCUGCUCAGUGAUCACUGACCUGGAGGAGCAACUGACGCAGCUGAGUCAGGAGAAUGCUGAGUUGAACCGACAGAACUUCUACCUGUCCAAACAGCUCGAUGAAGCGUCAGAUGAGAGGGAGGACCAGAUGCAGCUCAGCCAGGAAGUGGACAGGCUGAGGAGGGAGGUGGCUGACCGUGAGAUGCACCUCAACAACCAGAAACAGAACAUUGAGACACUGAAGACCACAUGCAGCAUGCUGGAGGAGCAGGUGGUGGAGCUGGAGUCCCUAAAUGACGAGUUGCUGGAGAAGGAAAGGCAGUGGGAGGCUUGGAGAGGUGCCCUGGAGGACGAAAAAAGCCAAGCCGAGAGACGCACCAGAGACCUGCAGAGACUGUUGGACAAUGAGAAACAGAACAGGCUGCGUGCAGACCAACGCAGCACUGAAUCUCGCCAGGCAGUGGAGCUGGCAGUCAAAGAGCACAAGGCUGAGAUUAUGGCCUUACAGCAGGCCUUGAAGGAGCAGAGACUGAAGGCUGAAAGUCUGUCUGAUACUCUCAAUGAUCUGGAGAAGAAGCAUGCCAUGCUGGAGAUGAAUGCCCGCAGCUUACAGCAGAAACUGGAGACAGAGAGAGAACUCAAACAGAGGCUGAUGGAAGAGCAAGGGAAGCUGCAGCAGCAGAUGGACCUUCAGAAGAGCCACAUAUUCCGUCUGACCCAAGGCCUGCAGGACGCCCUGGACCAGACCGACAUGCUCAAGACUGAGAGGACCGACUUAGAGUACCAGCUGGAGAAUAUACAGGCUGUAUACUCCCAUGAGAAGGUGAAGAUGGAGGGGACAAUCUCCCAGCAGACCAAACUCAUUGACUUCCUCCAAGCCAAAAUGGACCAGCCCACUAAGAAAAAGAAGGGUAUAUUUGGACGGCGUCGGGAGGAUGUAGGAACCACGACUAACGGGGCUCUGGCUCCACAGGCCCAGCCAGCAGUUCCCAUGCAGUAUGGUGACAUGAAACUAGCUUUUGAGAAGGAGCGAUCAAGAUGCGCUGAUCUGGAAGAGGCUCUGCAGAAGAUGAGGAUAGAGCUACGAUCCCUCAGAGAAGAGGCGGCUCAUUUCAAAGCCCAGGAACAUGUGGCCACUUCCACGCCAGCCCAGGCUCGACAUCAGAUCCUCAUGUCAGCCAUUGUCAAAUCCCCAGAACAUCAACCCAACCCCAGCAGCCUGCUCAACCCCUCCACCCGCUGCAAGGAGACCUCCACACCUGAAGAGUUUGGUCGUCGCGUGAAAGAGAGAAUGCAUCACAACAUCCCUCAUCGUUUCACUGUGGGCCUCAACAUGAGGGCUGCCAAGUGUGCCGUCUGCCUGGACACUGUGCAUUUUGGACGACAGGCUGCCACUUGUCUAGAGUGUCACACCCUUUGUCACCCUAAAUGCUCACCAUGUCUCCCGGCCACCUGCGGUCUGCCUGCCGAGUAUGCCACUCACUUUUCAGAGGCGCUGUGCCGAGAAAAGGCAAACUCUCCUGCACUGCAGGUCAAAGAGGCCAGUGGGCAUGUCCGCUUGGAGGGAUGGAUGAAGCAGCCAAGAAAUGGCAAGCGUGGUCAGCAGGGCUGGGAGAGGAAAUAUGUGGUGCUUGAUGGAACCAAAGUAUCCAUCUAUGAUACUGAGCCCAGAGAGGACUAUAUAAAAAUUGAGGAGGAGUUUGAGCUCUGUCUGCCUGAUGGAGAGGUGACCGUUCAUGGAGCUGUUGGAGCCUCUGAGCUAAUCAACACUGCCAAGUCAGACAUACCGUAUGUGUUGAAGCUGGAGUCACAUCCUCACACCACCUGCUGGCCAGGCCAGUCGAUCUACUUCAUGGCUCCCAGCUUCCCUGACAAGCAGCGCUGGGUGGCUGUACUGGAGUCUGUGGUGGCCGGUAGCCGUGGCUCUAAAGACAAAGUGGAUUCUGAUGCUAAACUUCUUGGUAAUUCCCUUCUGAAGCUCGAGGGGGAUGACCGUUUGGACAUCAACUGCACUCUGCCUCUCACCGACCAGAUCGUGUUGGUUGGCUCUGAGGAGGGUUUGUACGCUCUUAACGUCAUAAAGAACUCUCUGACCCACAUCCCCGGGCUGACCUCCGUCUUCCAGAUCCAGAUCCUCAAGGAGCUCGAUAAGCUGCUGAUGAUCACUGGAGAGGAGAGGGCCUUGUGUCUGGUGGAGAUCAAGAAGGUGAAACAGUCUUUGUCACAGUCCCAUCUCCCGGCUCAGCCUGACCUCAACCCGUUCAUCUUUGAGACAGUCAAGGGAUGCCACCUCUUCUCCUCUGGAAAGAUAGAUAAUGGGACCUGUAUCUGUGCUGCUAUGCCCAAUAAGAUUACAAUUCUGCGACAUAAUGAAAGCCUGAACAAGUUCUGCAUCAGAAAGGAGAUUGAGACGUCAGAGCCGUGCAGCUGUAUCCACUUCACUGGCUACAGCAUCAUUAUCGGCACCAACAAGUUCUAUGAGAUUGAGAUGAAGCAGUAUGUGCUGGAAGAAUUUCUGGAUAAAAACGACGUGACGCUAGCUUCAGCUGUCUUCGCCGCGUCCUCCCACAGCUUCCCCAUCUCCAUCAUCCAGGUCACAACAGCUCCACAGAAAGACGAAUACCUGCUCUGUUUCCAUGAGUUUGGUGUGUUUGUGGACGCAUACGGCCGCAGGAGUAGAAGUGAAGAUAUCAAAUGGAGUCGUCUGCCUCUCUCGUUUGCCUAUAGAGAACCCUACCUGUUUGUGACCUACUUCAAUUCUCUGGAUGUUAUUGAAAUUCAGGGACACGCUGCUCUGGGGCCCCACUCAUAUGCACACCUGGAUAUCCCAAACCCACGCUACCUUGGCCCAGCCAUCUCCUCAGGGGCCAUCUACCUGGCCUCGUCCUACCAGAACAAACUUCGGGUUAUUUGCUGCAAGGGCAACCUGGUCCAGAGCCAAGAGGGUGUAGAUGACCUGCAUCGAAACGGCUCUGGACGCAGCCCUAACAAGCGUGGGCCUCCUUCUUACAAUGAGCACAUCUCUAAAAGACUGGCAGGCAAUCCACUCGUUCACUCAGAUCCCAGCACACCUCACCGCUACAGAGAGGCUCGCACUGAGUUUCGAAGGGACAAGUCCCCCAGCCGUCCACUGGAGAGAGAGAAGUCUCCUGGCAGGAUGCUGGAGAGUCGGAUAGUGGGGUCUCCAGGCAGGGCCAUGGCCGACCCUCGGCUAGAGCGCUCCCCGGGCAGGGCCAUGGCAGACCCUCGAAUGGACCGCUCUCCUGGCCGCAUGAUGGACGUUCGCAGGGAGAAGUCCCCCGGACGAUUCGAAGAGCGCCAAAGGCUUCAUACUGGUUCAGGUCGCACGCCCAUAAACCCUGUUAACAAGGUAUGGGACCAAUCAUCUGUUUGAGAGCCACACACCCAGCACGGACAGACAAAUGCAUCGUUGGACAGGGAACUGAAGGAACAGAGAACUAGUGAGAGUGUCACCAAUCCAUGAUGAAACACUGCCACACAUCAGUUUUGCCUGACAUCUAAGCUGAAAAACCCACAGAGGAAAACAACUGUAGCAGUCAGAACAGAGAGAGAACGAGACAAAUAAAUAGAUGUCAAAUAGAGUCAGGUUAUUUUUCUCAAUGAACUGACCCGUGUCAAUAAAGGUCAACAAAAUGCCAUAUUUAACAACUUUCUGAGCAGGUUUUUUGAGAUGUAUUUGAGUAUGCGCUCUGUACUCCGAGAAGAUGAUUAGUAAUUCGGUUAGAUGUCUUCUUAAAAAUUAAAUCUCAGUAUAUGUGUUCUCAACUUUAGACCUGACUCUGUGGGCUUUGGUAGUUACCGUUAACUCCAGAAAGUAGUGACCACGAUAGAUAAGCACAGCCGUAGCAACUUUAUCUCACAAGUCAAUGCCUAAAUAAUUACAAAGUCUGUCACUAGUGAAAAAGGCAGAAGUUCACUCUAAAUAGUAUAAAAACAACUGGUUACUUUCCGCGCUCAGCUCUGUCCACAGUAGCCACAGAUCAGGGCAGGACAGGACUGUACAUCUGAUAACGUUUCUGGCUCCAGCCCUGCGUCGACAUUUCAACACAAUCAUUAUCAGCUAACUACAAUCAUUCUCUGUUAAUCUCUCUUCAGUCGAGACUUUGGUUAGUUACAGUGACAGGACUCAGCUGGAGCACAAACAAAUUUCAAUAAAAUGUAAGUAGCUGAACCCUUCCUGCCCUGUAGAACCACACACACACAUACACACACACACCACAUGAUUGUCUGCCCUCAGAUAGGUUGACACUAAAACUGCACUACCCACAAUCCCCAGCAGGACUUUCUAAUCCUUCAGAACGCUAUCUGACUGUAAAUAGACGAGACAUAAUUUUAUAUAUAUUGAGAAGGAAUUUCAAGGCUGGAUAAGCCAUGUCUAUUUUUGUUAAAAAAAAAAAGUGAUUACGUGUCCUCUUGAAUGUCCAAUGAGUAUUCUUUUAACAUGUCCAAACAUCCUUUAUCAAGUGAGUGAUUGUAUCUGGAUCCUACUCGUGUAUGCACUUCCAUCUGUCAAAGGCAAAACCUCAGUGCUGAACUAUAUGACAGGAGGGGGGAAAAAAUCAUGUUUGAAGCUUACGACAUAGUGCUUGAGCAUUUCUUUUGUACAAUGUCCCUAAUAUUGUAUAUAACCCAAAAUUGUUCAAGGUGAAGAUGAAAAUAAUAUUUGUUUUUUUCCUGAUUCGUAAAUGGCAUGGAUAUGUAUAUCUGAGAUGAAACGGAGUGUUGUCUUCUGCUUCUGCCACAUUUGGGUUAUAUUUUUAUUCCACGAUUUAACAACAAAGCACGCGAAAAACAUUUCCUUUCUUAAACUAUUAUCUAUUUGCACAAAAAAAUUCAUACAAGUAAAUUUCUUAAUUUUCUUGUUCUCUCCUUUAGUAAGGCACUCAUGGCAAGUUAAAGAACCGGUCCAAUCUUAAAAGACACUGAAAUCCAUUCAAAUGUAUUUUGGCUUUCAUUGUAAAGCUGCUUACACUUGACUAAUAUAUUUUAUUUCAAUAUAUCAUAAUUUGACCUAUGGAAAUUAAUAUUAUUGUGGUUUUCAGCAUUUUUGUUGGAAUAUAUACAGAUGAGAUGCCUCACUUUAACUUGCCCUGUGUGUCUGUUAACAGCACGGCGAUCAAUAGGAAGAAGUUUCCUCAUCUCUCUGGAUCCACUACAGUUCUUUUUAGAUGUAAAACACUUCCUGAAUGUAUUAAAGCCAAGAAGAUAGAGCGGAUUCAUUGGUCACAAAUGUGCACAAAAUGCACCCAAUGCUACUGAUUGCACAAGUUUUCCACUUGUCUCUAAAGGACUCUACACAAAAGGGGUUCCCAUCCUGUUUUGUUUUAUUUUUAUAUUAUUGUAUUUCUGUUCACAUUAUCCUUAAUCAUAAUGCUGUAACGCUGGAUAUGAUAUUGAUGUCUGCUAACAAAUGUUUAAUUAGCGUUCCCUGUAGAGAU
Molecule: messenger RNA, 8521 nt
Organism: Anoplopoma fimbria (sablefish)
Lineage: Eukaryota; Metazoa; Chordata; Actinopteri; Perciformes; Anoplopomatidae
Gene: cita
Product: citron rho-interacting serine/threonine kinase a
Exons: 48
Coding region: 112-6456 (2114 amino acids)
Biological process (GO): actomyosin structure organization; peptidyl-threonine phosphorylation; mitotic cytokinesis
Cellular component (GO): cytoskeleton; cytoplasm
Molecular function (GO): protein serine/threonine kinase activity; ATP binding
Source: RefSeq, a predicted model, not a curated record